This is a messenger RNA of Anoplopoma fimbria (sablefish), 630 nucleotides long. RefSeq names its product dual specificity phosphatase 19a (gene dusp19a). Gene Ontology annotation, cellular component: cytoplasm. The transcript is spliced from 4 exons. Gene Ontology annotation, biological process: protein dephosphorylation; regulation of MAP kinase activity. Bases 1 to 630 code for a protein of 209 amino acids. Gene Ontology annotation, molecular function: JUN kinase phosphatase activity. NCBI's taxonomy places the organism in Eukaryota, Metazoa, Chordata, Actinopteri, Perciformes, Anoplopomatidae. The record is from RefSeq and is a predicted model, not a curated record.
AUGCAGUCCCUGACUGCAGAGAUCCAGAGUUUCUCCAGGACACGGCUGAGAAAGCAGUGCACCCGAGUGACAUCACUGAGCGGCCGUCGCAUCAUCGAGACCUGGAAGGGCUCUACGAUCACUGUGGUGGAAGACCCCGCCCCCCCAGAGAAGAUGCUGGGAUACGUGCCCGACACAUCCUGGGACCUGCAGGUCGGCAUCGUCAGGCCUUACCUGCUGCUGGGUUCUCAAGAUGCUGCACAUGACUUUGGCACUCUGAAAAAACACAAGGUAUCUCACAUCCUGAAUGUGGCGUUCGGGGUGGAGAAUGUGUUUCCCGACCUGUUCAUCUAUAAAACCAUCAGCAUUCUGGAUCAUCCCGACGCUGAUGUGCUGCUCCACAUCCAGGACUGUUGUGACUUCAUCCAGCAGGCUCGCAGCGAGAAAGGCGCCGUGUUGGUCCACUGCAACGCCGGCGUGUCACGGGCACCGGCGGUUGUCAUUGGCUACCUGAUGUCCUGUGAAGGCCAGUCCUUUGACGACGGCCUCUCAUUGGUCAAAUCGGCUCGGCCUGCCUCGGCCCCAAACCCUGGCUUCUCGGAACAACUGAGGAGCUACAAAACGCCGACGAUGAACGGAUCCAAACACUAA